Molecule: messenger RNA, 3305 nt
Organism: Actinia tenebrosa (Australian red waratah sea anemone)
Lineage: Eukaryota; Metazoa; Cnidaria; Anthozoa; Actiniaria; Actiniidae
Biological process (GO): protein ubiquitination
Molecular function (GO): zinc ion binding; ubiquitin-protein transferase activity
Source: RefSeq, a predicted model, not a curated record
ACAAUAGAACUAAGAGAUAAAGGUUGAGAAUUAACGGUAUUAUGGCGGGGAAAAAUGGCAAACACGGCCACCAUACUGGUAGAACUCUUCGCUCUCCGUUUGCAAGAUCUUCUAGACGUGAAGGGGUUUUGGUUAAAAAAGUUCGACAAACUAGUGAAAAUUCAGAAGAAAUUCCUUCAGCAAGCCUUAUUGAUACGAUAAGUUAUUCCCUUGGUAAGCAGAAUCGAUGGCUUAUGCCUGAAAUGAUCAAAACGUCUGCAAAUCCUCAAGAAGUUGUUGGAGAAGAAAGUGAUUUUCUUCUCGUUGAGCAAAGAAGUACUCAGAUUGGCCGAAGAGGUCGCUGUAUUUCUGUUUACGACAGCUCGAAUGGAAAGAUUAGAAAGCCGAGACGAAGAUAUGGUGAAGCUCAAAGCCUCAGGGAUGAAUCAAGCCAAGCUGAGUUGGAAUUUGAAGUGCUGUAUCCAAUUGCCAAAGGUUCUUGGCCACUGAACUCGGAAGUAAAGUACAGUGAAAAAUGUCGUGGAACAAGAAAAGGUAGCUCUAAGAACAGAAGAGGAAAGUGGAGCGAGAGUCUGUGGAGUGCAAUGGUAGAUGAUUAUUUUAAUGAAGGAGACGAAGAUUAUGAUGAUGAUGGUGAAGAUUUUGAUGCUGGUGAUGAUGAUGAUAGUGAUGACAAUGCUCAUGAUAACAUGCACUUUGAAGAAAGCAAAGGUCACUCACUCUUCAUUUCUCUUGGUGAAUAUGUGAGGAAUCAAGCCAAACCACCCUCUCGUAUUCAGAGACAAUCCUUCAAUAAUGCUGUUAGAGGCCAAAACAAGUGUAGCUUCAAGGACAAAGUCAUAACCAUUGACGACAAAGAACGUGUUACAGAACAUCAGAGAUUGGUAGCAAAUGCAAGAGUGAUGGAUUCCUUAAUGCUUAGUUCCUUGAAGUCGAAAGAAGAGGAUUUGAAGAAUACGAGUAGAAAGAAGUUAAAAACCAAAAGGAAUAGAAGCCUGAGACAGUUUGCCGCACUGCAAGAUGAGGAAUGUAAAAAAGAUAUGAUGAAUGAAGAUCCUACAAUGGAAAGUAAAAAUGCCAACAAACAGUCCUUACAUGCAGAUUGUAUAUCAGAAAAUUAUCCAUCUUGUGGAGUUCAUUUACAAGGAACAGAAAUUUUAGCAUCAGAGCUGCAAAAGUCCUGGGGGGAAAGCUAUAGAGAAGGAGGAUGCGAUCCUCGAAAGUUUGCAAUUGAUUUAACAGGACUUAUGAAAAGUUAUUCUAAAGAGUCUGACAUUGAUUUGGCUGUUAUGGAGAUAUUAUUUGAGCUCAAGAAACCUGAAGUCAAGACAAGUGAUAUUUGCAAGGCUUCGGUAAAACUUUUACUUCAUGAAGGACUUUCAGAGCUUAACUUGUCUUUCGAAACAACUGAAUUGAUUAAGAGAGAAUUUAUUGACUCGUUAAGCAACAAUGGUUCUGACGUUUGCAGUGUUAAUAAAAUUAUCAAUGAUGGGGUGAAAUCUAUUGAAAAAUAUGAAAUACUGCAAGACCAGAAGCCUUCAAAAACCAGUGAGAAGAAACCGUUGUAUACAUCAGAUGUGUUUGCAGAAGUUCUUGGAUAUAAAGGAAGGAGUUGUACUGAAAGAGAGGUAUUUAUUGAGGCCAGAAAGGAAGUAGUGAAGAAGAGUGAAAAUGACGCUGAAGGCUUGGGUGUGUCCAGUUCAUGUACGUCGGAAGCUGCAUGUGGGAUAUGCUUUGAAGAUUUCAACAAUGAAGGUAGCCUGAAUCACACCACUCUACUAUCAUGUGGACACUCAUUCUGUAAUUCCUGCUGGGAAGUGUACAUCAAAGCUAUGCUUAACAUGGGAGAAAUUGAUCUGUUGUGCCCUGGACACCAAUGCCAGACCCCUUUAGAUGGCAUCACCAUCAUGAGUUUGGCAACAUCUUGGUAUGGCAAGUACUUUUCCUGGAAGAUAAAGAGACACAUUACAAAGAAUCCAACUUUAAAACAUUGUCCAUCCAAAGGAUGCCCUCUUGUAAUGCAGAUAACACCAUGCAAAGAACUGAAAACAACAACAACAAAAUCCACUACAACUUCUUUACCAGUAGUCUGUUCUUGUAACCAGUCAUGGUGCUUCCAGUGCCUAGAGCCUUCCCACUGGCCGUCACAGUGUGAAAAAGCCCAGACAUUUCGAGAUGAGUACAAGGAGUAUGCCAGAAAUUUCAAGAGAGACAGGCCAAAAGGAAAGGACAUCACCAGUGUGAUGGUGAAGAAGUGCCCAACUUGUAGCUAUCCUAUUGAAAAGUUUCAUGGAUGUGACCACAUGUAUUGUAUAUUUUGUAGAAUUCACUUCUGUUGGCAGUGCCUUACUACUUUAAGUGGCCAUAAUUACUAUGAUUGUAGGAACAGAGUAAUUGCCAAGAGUGAAGUCAAGCUCCCUACAGUCCCUAAAACCAAGAUGCAAACUCUUAUUGAUAUUGCUCUGUCAAACAACUAUGCCAGAAAAUCGACCAAUGCAAUUGGUGUGCAGCGAAAAUUGAAGUCAAUGGAACAAGGAAUCAAUGCAUACUGCUAUCUUAAAACCAGAGCAUUAAGAAAUACGCACAGUUCUCGAAUCACCUCCAUUCUAGAAGGAAUGAUCAAGCAGAAUACUUUGAUGCAUGUUAAAGAUGCUUUUAAUUUCAAGUUCCAAGCUCAUAUUGUUCUGGAAGGUUUAGCAAUAUUUCUUGUAAAGGGGAGUAAAGACCAUGAUGGUACACUCCAAAAUGACCUAAUGAGGUUGGUGUUUAUUAUGGAGGGGCUUGAUGAUUUAUUAAAAAAGCCUUGUUCUGCCUGUAAUGAGGAAGUUGUAAGCAAGUUGACUGAGUUGAUUGAGAGGGGGAAGCUAUGUAUUAGAGAUAUCAAAAGGCACAUGAAAAAUAACAUGUAAUUUUUUUCCAAGAAUCUAAAUGCAUGAUUAGUACUGGAUAGAUGGAUGUGUGAGUGAGUGAACAAAUGAGUGAGUGAGUGAAUGAUGUGUGAGUGACAUUGAGAUAUUUGAAAUGCACUAUAUAAGAAACUCCUGUUAUUAUUAAAUAUAUAAUCAUCGAUGAAAUAUCUACUUUUAACUGAAUAUGACAUGGCCGCUUGGAGAUACGAAUUUUAUCUUCUCGUGUUGAAAAUAUCUUACUCUUUUGAUGGACAGACUCAUUAGAUAUCACCUCAAUGCUCAAUGAUAAACUCUUUAUCUUUUCAUGACCAUGUAAAAUAUAUGACCUAAUGGAAUUAUGAGAUAGGAAGCAAAAGCAUGUAAGUCUACAGAAGUAAAUAAAUAGUAAUAAAUGUA